ACAACGGAGCUUCAACGGGCUCAGAAUAUAUUUCAAGAAUUUGAACAGAUGAAAAACCUUCUCCAUACGAUUCAGGGCCAGCUUCCUGUCAGCAACGCACAGACGCCUAUGACCACUCCAAGCGGGGAUAGUCAGCUGCCCGCCCACGACCCAACGCUCACCGCCAGAUCCGCCGUACGAAGGUUUGAAAAAGCGAGACUUCCAGACGUAGAAGUCUUCGAUAAGGGAACACACGAAGAAUACUCCCAAUGGAAAACCCGCGUACGGGCAAAGCUCUUCGCUGACCACCUUGCGUACCCCACGGAGGAAUACCAAGUACACUAUGUAAUCACUCGUACGAAAGGAUGGGCCUUUACCGCCCUUCAAGCUUACGUCACAGCGGUAAUGGAUAAACAAAAAGAACCAUCACUGAACGAGCUUUGGGUUCAACUAGACGGAUUCUUCCAAGACCCGACGAUCAAGCAAAAAGCUCUACAAUACCUUCGUACGACGAAGCAAGGUAAAGAAGAGUUUCUCCCUCACGUACAAGCAUUCAACUUGAAGUUCCACGAAGCGGGA
Bipolaris sorokiniana ND90Pr is the source of this 558-nucleotide messenger RNA. RefSeq lists its product as uncharacterized. The transcript has a single exon. The record is from RefSeq and is a predicted model, not a curated record. NCBI's taxonomy places the organism in Eukaryota, Fungi, Ascomycota, Dothideomycetes, Pleosporales, Pleosporaceae. The annotation marks the transcript as partial.